Messenger RNA from Aspergillus puulaauensis, 228 nucleotides. RefSeq lists its product as uncharacterized. Lineage: Eukaryota; Fungi; Ascomycota; Eurotiomycetes; Eurotiales; Aspergillaceae. The transcript has a single exon. The record is from RefSeq and is a predicted model, not a curated record. Bases 1 to 228 code for a protein of 75 amino acids.
AUGCAUCCAUCCGGGGAAUCAUCCGAGGGCCAGCGCAGCUGGUACAGGCGGUAUCACUUUGACUCGGAGGUCAGACAGAAGAGGAACGUUCAGAUGGAGGUUACGUCGCCGGACGACAGCUUCAAUACGAAUACUACUGUUGAUAUCGAGCCUGUUGAUUCUGGGGCUGGGUUGUUGGAUAGGGAGAUUGCCCAGAAUGGGUCUACUGUAGGGGAGAAGCCGAAAUGA